AUGGAGGAUAUGAAUAAUUUUGAUGUUAAAGAAGAGAAGAAACACAAAAAGUAUAUAAUUCAUCCAGAUACUCCGAUAGAAUUUGAAAAGUAUAAAUACUAUUGGAAUGAGUCACAUCCAGAACUGAAAGGAGUCAUGAAUGUCUGUGAGUACCGGAUCAGUUGGAUGAUUGAUUUGAGGGAACUUUAUGAGACCUAUGCUCCGGACGGUUCUAAAAUCAAAUCUUUGUAUUAUCGAUGCCACUUUGCGCAGUCAUGUAUGGGAUUGGAGUGUCGGGUGGAUAGUCGGCUCUUUGUUCCGCCAAUCUUUCUCACCGUUUUCAUCACAAUCUUCUGGGUAUUUAAAAAGAUGUUAUGGAGAGAUAUGAAGCGAGUCGAGCGGAUUCAACGGGAAGCCCGUCUAGCUGAAGACCAGGGCACCGUACGUGUCGAGGAUGGCCCCCCGUCCUACAACGCCGUCUUCUCCCUGGUCCCACCCUCCUACGAAUCUGUUAUGCUGGGAAAAAUGACGUAUUCUGCAUCUUCUUCUGCAUCUUCUUCUGUAUCUACAUCGUAG
Caenorhabditis remanei is the source of this 555-nucleotide messenger RNA. RefSeq lists its product as uncharacterized. The record is from RefSeq and is a predicted model, not a curated record. NCBI's taxonomy places the organism in Eukaryota, Metazoa, Nematoda, Chromadorea, Rhabditida, Rhabditidae. The transcript is spliced from 3 exons. Bases 1 to 555 code for a protein of 184 amino acids.